Molecule: messenger RNA, 1591 nt
Organism: Drosophila virilis
Lineage: Eukaryota; Metazoa; Arthropoda; Insecta; Diptera; Drosophilidae
Product: WD repeat-containing protein 1 l(2)09851
Biological process (GO): ribosome biogenesis
Cellular component (GO): nucleolus
Molecular function (GO): protein binding
Source: RefSeq, a predicted model, not a curated record
AGUAGAAUUGCGCCUUUUGAAAAUUUGCAGUACUGGUCACACUGUUGCCUGGCCCAAUUGCACACGUGCAGCGCCAAAACAAUAAAUUUAGGUAUUUCGAUUGGACGUGAUUUAAUAGCCAUGGACAAUGCCAACGAUGAAAUUGAAAUGGAGGUUGUCGAGCCUGAGGACGCCGAGAGCGACAUGGAACCCGAUAGCGAUAACGACGAGGAUGCGGAUGGCGAACCAGGCACCACAAAAACGCCCAAACAGGUCUACUUGCCGGGCAAAACGCUGGCCGAGGACGAGGAGCUGGUUUGCGAUGAGAGCGCCUAUGUGAUGCUGCAUCAGGCGUCAACGGGCGCGCCCUGCCUGAGUUUCGACAUUGUUCCCGAUGAGCUCGGCACGGGCAGGGAGAGUUUUCCCAUGACGGCCUACAUAGUAGCCGGCACACAGGCUGCGCGCACCCACGUCAACAAUCUGAUUGUGAUGAAGAUGAGCAACCUGCACAAGACACAGGACGGCGACGAUGAUGAGCUCGACGAUGAGGAGCUGGAGGAUGAUCAGGAUGAUGUGGCCGACAAGAGUGAGCUGAAGAAGCCGCAAAUGACGUGCGCCCUAAUAAAGCAUCAGGGCUGUGUGAAUCGUGUGCGUGCCCGCCGCAUGGGUAAUAAUGUGUUUGCGGCCUCCUGGAGCGAACUGGGCAGGGUGAACAUCUGGAAUCUGUCACAGCAGCUGCAGGCUGUCGAGGAUGCCCAGCUGCUCAAGCAAUACGAGCAACAGAGCGCCAGCAAUGAGACGCGACCUGUCUUCACGUUUAGCGGCCAUCAACAGGAGGGAUUUGCCAUCGACUGGAGCCCCAGUGCUGAGGGUGUGCUGGCCACGGGCGAUUGUCGACGCGACAUACACAUAUGGAGUCCCCUGGAGGAUGGCACCUGGAAGGUUGAUCAGCGUCCAUUGGUGGGCCAUACGGCCUCUGUCGAGGAUCUGCAAUGGAGUCCUAAUGAGCGCAGCGUGCUGGCCUCCUGCUCCGUGGACAAAACCAUACGCAUUUGGGAUUGCCGUGCAGCACCCCAGAAAGCCUGCAUGCUCACCUGCGAGAAUGCGCACGAGAGCGACAUCAAUGUCAUCUCUUGGAAUCACACCGAGCCCUUCAUUGCCAGCGGCGGUGACGAUGGCUUCCUGCACAUUUGGGACCUGCGUCAGUUCAAGACGCAAAAGCCCAUCGCGACAUUUAAGCAUCAUACGGAUCAUAUAACGACCGUCGAAUGGAAUCCCAGUGAGGCAACGGUGCUGGCCUCCGGCGGCGAUGAUGAUCAGAUUGCCCUGUGGGAUCUGGCUGUCGAGCAGGAUGCCGAUCAGGCGCCAGCGCCGGCCCAAAACGACGAAGAGCUGAACAAGCUGCCGCCGCAGUUGCUCUUCAUCCAUCAGGGUCAAAAGGAGAUCAAGGAGCUGCACUGGCAUGCCCAGCUGCCCGGCGUGCUGCUCUCUACGGCGCACAGCGGCUUCAACAUCUUUCGCACGAUCAGCGUGUGAGCAUGAUAAAACUUCGGAUCUAUCAGAUAACCAUUAGCUACUAAACAAUAAAAUCUAAUAAACAUAUUGUUGACAA